This is a messenger RNA of Syngnathoides biaculeatus (alligator pipefish), 4926 nucleotides long. RefSeq names its product ephrin-B2a (gene efnb2a). Gene Ontology annotation, molecular function: ephrin receptor binding. Gene Ontology annotation, cellular component: plasma membrane. Gene Ontology annotation, biological process: ephrin receptor signaling pathway; blood vessel morphogenesis; axon guidance. The record is from RefSeq and is a predicted model, not a curated record. The transcript is spliced from 5 exons. The coding region runs from base 680 to 1687 and encodes 335 amino acids. NCBI's taxonomy places the organism in Eukaryota, Metazoa, Chordata, Actinopteri, Syngnathiformes, Syngnathidae.
AGUCUCAGUGACUUUCUCUCCAGGUUCGGGAGCUCUAUUCAAACGUCCACGGUAGAUUGAACCGGAUGCAGCUCUUUUGUGGACCUCUAUUAUAAGAACUUUAAGAUGUUUUGUUUUAUUGCAUUCUCAUUUUUUAUUGUUUUCUUCAUUUUUCACGCAGUUUUGAUCAUUUCCCCCUUUUCAUUUUUCCCCUGCUGCUGUUAGCCACCUUUUUUUUUUGUUUGUUUCACCACCAGCCCCAUCUGAAAGGGGGAAUAUCAUUUAAUUCCACCUCUCGUCUUCGCUCCCGUUUGAGCUGCUGCUGCUUUGGAUUUGAUGCGAAUUGCUGGACUAAAACAAAGGGGAUUUAUUUUUUUCCCUUCUUCCUGCAACACUUGUUCGUUCUGAGGAAUGUAUAGUGACGGCUGUAAGUGUGCGCUCUGAGCGGGGGAGAAUAUUGACGCAGCGCCUGUGAAUCAAUUGUGCGUCUUGGCUUUGUGGACCAGGACUCUCUUGACGAUGCUGUAGAGCACCUUCGGGUCUGUGGUCCGCGCACACACCCACCUGAUCGGGAUACAAAGCUAACAAACGACAUUUUCCAUUCGGGAGAGCUUGUCGAUCGAAUAUUUUUUGUGUUAUUGGAAUCUUUAUUUUGACAAAAAUCGUGCACCCACUUGGAGGCACGCCGAACGGUGCAGCCAUGGGGGAUUCGAUGUGGAGCUGUUAUUUUGGAGUUCUAUUUCUUGUCUCCAAAGUCGACUUAUGUCGGGCGCUCAUCUUGGAGUCCAUCUAUUGGAACACAACAAAUACCAAAUUUGUACAAGGACAAGGUGUGGUACUCUACCCUCAGAUUGGGGAUAAAUUGGACAUUGUAUGCCCUCGAGUGGAUGGUGGGGUGGGUGAAGGAGUGGAGUAUUUCAAGGUGUACAUGGUGCCCAGGGAGCAGCUGGAGAGCUGCACCAUUACCAAGGCUGACACACCACUCCUCAACUGUGUCAAGCCUGACCAGGAUGUAAAGUUCACCCUCAAGUUUCAGGAAUUCAGCCCCAACCUUUGGGGGUUGGAAUUCUUCAGGGGAAAAGACUAUUACAUUAUCUCUACUUCAAAUGGCACGAUGGAGGGGAUUGACAACCAGGAGGGGGGAGUAUGUAAGACAAAAUCCAUGAAGAUGAUCAUGAAAGUGGGACAAAAUCCUGCUGACCCUAUUUCAUCCAAAGACAACCCUACCAGGGUUCCCUACUCGCCUAAGCACCCAGAUAGCAAAGAAACCUACAAAAUUAAUGAAGUGCUAGAGAAGCCAGGUGCAGCAUCCAGAGAAAGUGAUGUAAACAACACUGGUGGGAAGUCGUCCAAUAUCAUUGGUUCCGGGGUGGCCAUCUUUGUCAGCAUUGCCUCAGGCAGUGUCAUCUUUAUCAUCAUUAUCAUCAUGCUGGUGCUAUUGCUGCUCAAGUACCGGCGGCGUCACCGAAAGCACUCGCCACAGAAUACGGCUACAUUGUCUCUUAGCACUCUGGCCACGCCUAAACGAAGCGGCAGUGGUGGGAACAAUAAUGGCUCUGAGCCCAGCGACAUCAUCAUCCCACUUAGGACUGCUGACAGCGUCUUUUGUCCUCACUACGAGAAGGUCAGCGGGGAUUACGGCCAUCCGGUCUAUAUAGUCCAAGAGAUGCCACCGCAGAGCCCUGCCAACAUCUACUACAAAGUCUGAAGAGGAACGUUUAAAAACAUGAGACAUAUUGGACUAAUCCCAGGGUGGAAAGUGGCAGGGUCGUGGUUUCAGAUGCCACAGCCUCCAUGGCUGCAAACAAACUCCCUCACCCUUUCUCUGUCAUUCUGCCAACUCCUCUCCUCUCAUACCUUGUUAGUAAUAUUUUCAUGGUCAACAUUAGAUUAUAUCUACUUCCUCUGGUAUGUUCACAUUCAGUUGGCAGAGGCUUGAGAAAUUGCUGCUUCUGCUACUUUGUGGGGCUUUGAUGGAGAGGAGGAAGAACUUUUAGUAUGUUUACCCAAUGUUUUUCUCUUCUAUGGUUUGUGCACAUGGGGCUGGAACGUUAGGGAGCUUGAUGGAUGAGGUCAGAGAGUUUAUAAAGAUGCAAGUGUUCUUUUCUUUGACUGUGAUGGGAGGGACAGCAGGCCAUUUCAAUGUGAAAGAUUCCUUGUAAGAGACGAAGGUUAUCUCACAUCAUCAUAGAAACUACUGGUUGGAAACAUUUGAGACUGGGGGAAAGAUAACAGAGAGGCGAUAGGCUGACCCUGAACUCACAAAGUGGCUGGCCUUCCUUGAUGUUCACAGGCUUGAAUGAAUAUUUGAGUUCCCCAGGUGAACAAGAAAAAGGGUGUACAUUCUUGCACCAAUCCUCUCUGGGAUUAUCUUGAUUGACUCACAGAUUUGACCCAGACACUCUGUCAGCCACACAUACGCCCACCCAUGACCACGCACAUCCGUCAAUGCAAACUGUUUGGGUUUUUGUUGUGGAUUACACCAUUUGCCCUCAUUCUUAGCUAUUUUCUCACCAAAUCCUCUUUUCAUAUUACUUGAAGGUUUAUCCAAUAUGUGUCCCAUCCUGUGUCAAAAUAUGUUGCAUUUCAUCAUGUGUGGCUUUCAUAUCCUGUGGAGCUGUGUGCGCAUAAAGGUUUAGUUAUUCCUUUUUGUGCCAACAAUUUUGUACGUAAUAUUCAAACACAAGCAAGAUAGCAAGUCUGUUAGGAUAGAGGAGUCAGGAUGGUUGCGUGGCUGCUCUGUUAAAAAAGAUGUCUGAAGAGUGGGGCGGUUUCUAUAGAAACGGCAGUAGUUUUAGUUUUGGUACCUGUACACUUCAGAGCAGUCCGGCAAAAAUUGGCAUAGUUUUUCAUCUCUAUAUAGAUUAUUAUUAGAUUAUAGAUAACCCUAACCAUUAAAAAGAUAAUUGUAACCAUAAUUAAAACGUUAAAAAGUCAGCAAAUGUUUUUCUGUGAUAAAGUUCAAUAAUAAAUUACAUAGCAUAGUCUAUCCAUCCAUUUUGCAUACUGUUUCUCCUCACUAGGAUGAUGGGCGUGCUGGAGUGCAUCCCAAAUAACUCUUGGCAAGAGGCUGGGUACGCCCUGAACUGGUUGCUAGCCACUUAUAGUGCACCUAGAAGGAAAACAACACAUGUUCACACUUAUGGCAGAUUUAGUCUUCAAUUAACCUACCAUUAACUGUAGUUUUGAUAAUGUGGGUUGUGAUGUGGGAGGAAACCCACACAGGCACUAGAAGAAGAACAUGGAAACUACACAUAGGCAAAGCCUGAUUUGAAUCUGUGUCUUCAAAACUGUGAGGCACAUAUGCAAAUAAUUUCCAGCGUUCCACUCGACAUAGCAUUGUAAAACAGUAAAAUAUUCUGCCUGUAAUUCAUAUCUUUAUUGUGGUAAGUGUUAAGCGGCCACAAAAUACGUUUUUUAAAAAUUCAUUAUAUAUUUUAAAAUGAUCGUCCAAUCAAUCCGUUAUCCUACUUUUAUUCUAUGAAAUAAUGGAAUUGGCAUCAGCCUAAAAAAAAAAAGCAGGUGGGCCCAAGUUAAUAGUAAGUACUCACCUGAGCUGCACAAAACCUGAGCUUUAAGCAGGAAAUUGUUUCGGGCAAUAUUUUCAUUUUUAUUUUCUUUACAUGAGGUGAAGGAAGUUCAAGAUACAAUGAAAGUUAGCAUAGCUGUGUGGAAUGGCUUUAGGUACUGUAAUGUUUACCCUAAACAUCUGAGGACAAGGCCUCUUGGGCCCAAAGAAGUAUGGCCAGUGCUCAUAUUUUUUUAAAGCAGGGACCUAUUCAUCCAUUGUCACUGGUUCUCUAUCUCCAUCAUAAUUUCCACGUUUUGGGGGUGUAAAGUCAAAUCACAAAGUACACUACACAACACUUUUUGACUGGUUGUGUACAUCAAAGAAUGGACAAUAUGUAAGUACGAGAUUUUAGUUGUGAUAGACAUACAGAGCACAGAUAAGCAUGGCAUGAACUGAUAUUAAUAUUUUGUGGUAUACAUGGACAAUAUGCAACCAAAAUAAUUUAUCAUUUAAUAUGCUUCAAGUCCUGCAAUUUCACGAGAACUCCAGGUGAAGCAGGGCCACGUGAGGGAAUUGGGAACCUUGGCUCUUAUAGAGCAGAGUAGCUGUGUCUAACUCACUCAAUGUAGCAUAUACCGUAUUUCAUCAACACCCACUGCCCCUAAUUACUUCACACACAUGCUUCAUGUCGUGUUUCCAUAUGUGUAUGUACAUGACAGUUCAACUUUAGGAGUUCAGCAGAUUCACGUAUCUUCAGCUUAUGAUCAUAUCUGUUAAGUGUACAGCACGCCAUCUUCAUGAAUAUCAUCAAAUUUCACCAAAAUGCCAAGCCUAGUAUAAUGAGGUUUGUGCCUCUAAGAGGCUACAAAAUCAGCAAAUAUGCAAUUGUUAUUUAUUUUUUUAAUCAAUUCUGAUAUAAAGAAAAACACCUAUGGGAAGUGUUCUUAACCACUGAAAGAUAUUUCAAAUGACAUACAACAACAAAAAAGUGUGUUAUACAAGCCUGCUUUUAGUUUUAUUCCCUGCAUAUUGUUUCAACAAUUUUUGUUUUGUUGCUGUGCAAAUGUUUAGCUGUGAAAAAUUGACCAAUUAAAAAUGUAUGACACCUGAACAGGUAUUUAAUGAAGGUAAAAAAAACCCACAUCAAAAGCAAGAUAUUUAGUUGCUGUGUUUCUGCAGCGGAAUAUGACAAUCUUAUUAGUUUCUUUGAAUCUGGCGUCCUUUUCUCAGCUGUCACUUGAAUAACACUCUCCUAACAUUGACCAGAUUUGGUUUGAAUGUGAUUAAAUGUUACAGAGAGGCAGCAGUGAGAGUCUUAACAAGUCAGUGAGGAAAAGCACAUCACGUUCCUGUAAAAUGCCUUGCUUGUAUGCUCAGUCCUUGGUCACUUGACUCAGAAAUUUUGCACCACUCCUUUGUUGGUAAGAAACUGUAAA